Vicugna pacos (alpaca) is the source of this 2458-nucleotide messenger RNA. RefSeq names its product sprouty RTK signaling antagonist 2 (gene SPRY2). Gene Ontology annotation, biological process: negative regulation of MAP kinase activity; negative regulation of Ras protein signal transduction; negative regulation of fibroblast growth factor receptor signaling pathway. NCBI's taxonomy places the organism in Eukaryota, Metazoa, Chordata, Mammalia, Artiodactyla, Camelidae. Gene Ontology annotation, cellular component: cytosol; membrane. The record is from RefSeq and is a predicted model, not a curated record.
CCGAGGCCGCCGCAGAGCUCCCUGCCUCCUCCGGAAAGGCGAGGGCGCAGGCCAACGGCAAGCCCCCCCAGCCGGGCCCCAGACCCUCCUGCUCCUCCUCCUCCUUCUCCUCCUCCUCCUCCUCCUCACCCACCGCCCCCGCCUCGGCCUCGCCCCCGUGCCUCCACAACGCCCAGUCUGCACCGCCAAGAGCUGCGCGCCGCAGCGCGAGCGGAGGAGAGGGGCCGGCGGAGCGCGCAGCGCCCAGGCCCCCGCGCCCGCCCGGCCCAGCCCGCUGCCUGUGCUCCGACCCUGCCGGGGCCAUAGGACUUGGCCAUCUGGCUUUAGAUUCUCUAUAAGGCUGUUUUCUUUUCUCAUUUGCUCAUCUGCCAGGAAAAGAGACUCGCUGUUGGUGCUUCGGCCUCCAGUUCAUUGAGAAAAAAGAGGAAAUACUCCGCGUGCGCUUCUAGAAGGGGGGUCGCCUCCAGCCCCAAAGCCCAAAGUGUUCAUCGGCUGGACGCUUGACUCCGGAUUGUCUCCUCUCCUUUUCUCCCCCUGCCGAUUGCUCUGAAGUUAGACUGAAGAAGAGUUUGGAAGGAAGAGAGGGAAAGUUCGCAUCGGGGCUGGAUUUAUUUGCACAUCGCAGGAAGAACAGAAUCCAACGGAGGGGUUGGUGCAAAGCCGCGAACACGGAAUUCAGAUGUGUUCUAAGCCUGCUGGAGUGACUACACUUCCAAGACCUGAUGGAGGCCAGAGCUCAGAGUGGCAGCGGGUCGCAGCCCUUGCUGCAGGCACCCCGUGACGGUGGCAGGCAGCGAGGGGAGCCCGACCCCAGAGACGCCCUCACCCAGCAGGUACAUGUGUUGUCUCUGGACCAGAUCAGAGCCAUCCGAAACACCAAUGAGUACACAGAGGGGCCGACCGUGGUCCCCAGACCUGGGCUCAAGCCUGCUCCUCGUCCCUCCGCUCAGCACAAACAUGAGAGACUCCACGGUCUGCCCGAGCACCGCCAGCCUCCCAGGCUCCAGCCCUCGCAGGCCCUUGCUUCUGCGCGGGCCCCGCUGUCCAGGUCCAUCAGCACGGUCAGCUCGGGGUCUCGGAGCAGUACCAGGACAAGCACCAGCAGCAGUUCCUCUGAACAGAGGCUGUUAGGCUCAUCCUUCUCCUCCGGGCCUGUUGCUGACGGGAUAAUCCGGGUGCAGCCCAAAUCAGAGCUCAAGCCAGGUGAGCUUAAGCCGCUGAGCAAGGAAGAUUUGGGGCUGCACGCCUACAGGUGUGAGGACUGCGGCAAGUGCAAGUGUAAGGAGUGCACGUACCCGAGGCCUCUGCCGUCAGACUGGAUCUGCGACAAGCAGUGCCUCUGCUCGGCCCAGAACGUGAUUGACUAUGGGACCUGUGUGUGCUGUGUGAAAGGUCUCUUCUAUCACUGUUCUAACGAUGACGAGGACAACUGUGCUGACAACCCGUGUUCCUGUAGCCAGUCUCACUGUUGUACACGUUGGUCGGCCAUGGGGGUCAUGUCCCUCUUUUUGCCUUGUUUAUGGUGUUACCUUCCAGCCAAGGGUUGCCUUAAAUUGUGCCAGGGGUGUUAUGACCGGGUGAACAGGCCUGGAUGCCGCUGUAAAAAUUCAAACACAGUUUGCUGCAAAGUUCCCACUGUCCCACCCAGGAACUUUGAAAAACCGACAUAGCAUCAUUAAUCAGGAAUAUUGCAGUAAGAAGAAUUGUUCCUUUUUUUUUUUUAACACACACAUAUGCAACCGACUAAACAGUUAUAAUCUUGGCACUGUUAAUAGAGGGUUGAGAUAUCCUUUGGUGUUUGCAGUGAAAUGCUUUUUGUCCAUGUGCCAUUUUAACUGAUAUGCUUGUUAGAACUCAGCUAAUGGAGCUCAGUGUGGAGUACAGAUCUUGGCGACUUACGCGUUGCAUUAGCUAAAGCAACAGACACUCCUAAGCAAAGUUUUUGUUUGUGAAUAGUACUUGCAAAAUUUGUAAAUUAGCAAAUGACUCCCCCCAGCCCCCCACUGUUUUCUCCAGAGAUAAUGUGCUAUAUUUUUGUACAUACAAUAAUAUUUGCAACUGUGAAAAACAAGUUGUGCCACACUACGUGGCACAGUCACAAAAUAUUAUACUAAUAUGUUGUACAUUCGGAAGAAUGUGAAUCAAUCAGUAUGUUUUUAGAUUGUAUUUUGCCUUACAGAAAGCCUUUAUUGUAAGACUCUGAUUUCCCUUUGGACUUCAUGUAUAUUGUACAGUUACAGUAAAAUUCAACCUUUAUUUUCUAAUUUUUUCAACAUAUUGUUUAGUGUAAAGAAUAUUUAUUUGAAGUUUUAUUAUUUUAUAAAAAAGAAUAUUUAUUUUAAGAGGCAUCUUACAAAUUUAGCCCCUUUUAUGAGGAUGUGGUAGUUGCUGCAAAUAAGGGGUUACAGAUGCAUAUGUUCAAUAUAAAAUAGAAAAUAUAUUAACGUUUGAAAUUAAA